Messenger RNA from Bacillus rossius redtenbacheri, 8546 nucleotides. Its product is annotated as small subunit processome component 20 homolog. Lineage: Eukaryota; Metazoa; Arthropoda; Insecta; Phasmatodea; Bacillidae. Gene Ontology annotation, cellular component: 90S preribosome; small-subunit processome; nucleolus. Bases 206 to 8479 code for a protein of 2757 amino acids. The record is from RefSeq and is a predicted model, not a curated record. The transcript has 35 exons.
UUUUUUUUUCAUGUUUUUCUUACUCUUUGGUAUUAGUGUGUGUCUGUUUGGUUAGUUUGUGGCAGAGACAAUCUAUACGGAGUCACAUGUUGUUUGGAGGUUAGGAAUUAAGUUUAUCAAGCAUUAAAUAAAUGAUAAUAUUUUGCUGUUUUAAUAAUGCAAGUUAGGUUAACGUAAACAAUAAAGUUAAAAGUUUGAAGAAAAAAUGAAGACCAAACCCACAAGGCAUAAAAAUGAUAAUACUUUUAAGUUCCAACUGUUCUCGGAGCGCAUCGCGGGCAUUGACGUGGACGUGUUCCACCGGGUGGGGCACCGCUACGAGGAUGCCUCGGAGGAAGAAGGCACGCACGUGCACCAGUGCCUGCAGAAGUGGAGCGUCCUGAACCUUUCGGAGAGCUACGACCGGCUGCGACGGAGGUUCCCCUCCGUGGAGACCCUGCCCCAGCUCCUGAACAAGAAGGACGAGGUCGUGGCGCUUCUCCUGGAGUUCGUCGAGCUGCGGGACUCUCUGUCCCUUCAGCCGGUUCUGGAGUUGAUCGUGGCGCUGGCGAGGGACCUGCACCACGACUUCUACCCGCACUACGGCGGGGUCCUGCGGAGCCUCGUCGGCGUCCUGGUGGCCAAGGACCCGGAGCAGCUGGAGUGGGUCUUCACCUGCCUGGCGUACCUGUUCAAGUUCCUGUGGCGCAGCCUGGCCCGCGACGCGCCGGCCGUGUUGGACGGCCUGGUCCCCCUGCUGUCCCCCGCCUGGCCGGCGCACGUCAACAACUUCGCGGCCGAGGGCUUCGCGUUCGUCGCCCGCAAGGUCAAGGACAAGCGGCGGUUCCUGCAGCUGGUCCUGGGACACCUCCGGGAGCGGCCGGACUGUGUGGCAGGAUGCGGCCGCCUGCUGUUCGAGGUGGUGCGCGGAGUUUCGGGCCAGCUGCACAGCUGCGCGGAGGCCGUGCUGCCCGUCUACCUGCGCGCUCUGGGCGACGAGGACGUGCCCGUCGAGCUGCUCUCAGCCGUGCUCCAGCACGUCGUCGCGUGUGCGUGCUCCGAGUUGAAGCCGGACAAGUGCGCCGUCCUCUGGACGUGCAUCUACGGCGCGGUGGACUCGUUCUCCGAGGAGGGACGGACAGACGCCGUGCUGCGGGCCGUGGGCCUGGCGCGUCAGCUGGUGGCGUGGAAGCAGGGUCUGUGGGUGUGCGGGUCGGAGACGCUGGCCCGACGCCUCGGCGCGCUGCUGGCUUCCUCGGCCCCCGAGGUGUCGGCCCUCGCCGCGGACCUGGCCGCGCUGCUGUUGCAGUCUCGUCACGCCCGGCUGCCGCAGGAGCACGCCAGCCUCCUCGCCAACCAGGUGCUGGAUCUGCCGCAGCGGGAGGUCCUGCUCAGGUUCUUCGAGAGCGUGUUCGACUACAGCGGCUUCGAGUCGCUGGUACUGCCGCGCCUGCUGGCCCACUGCUGGGACGCGGGCGCGGACUCCGGGGUGCUGCGGCUGCUCGCGCGCCUCGUUCUGCGCAAGUCCCCGCCGUGUGCUUCGGGCGUCGAGCUGGCGGGCUGGAGGCAGUACCCGCUCUGCUUCCCCGACGACACCGGCGGAAUGAAGCUGAAUUUUCCAUCUUUACUGUUGAAGAUACUACAAGUUGAGGAAACAGAUGAUUUGCUGGCCUCACUAGAAAGCUGUUUGUGCGUGUUGAUUUGCCUCCCGCAUUUGAAAGUUUUAUCAAAAAAUAAUGCGGUUGGUGCUGUUAGAAACGUGACCAACAUUGUGAUGAAAGCAUUGAUGAAGAGAACUGAAGAAGAAAGCUUUACAUCUUACCCUGAAGCCAUUCCGAAACCUGAACGUGAAGCAACGAACAAGUUGACGUUUUUGUUUAGUGUAGCGAUGGAAACGCUCGUACAUCUGGAGGACGAAGUGUUGUUGGGUGUCGUCGACUUUGACCAAGUGGUCGAUGUUUCGCUCUCAUACGCAACGGGUCCCGAACAUCUCUGCAUGCUGCGCACAUUGGAUCUGUACCUGUCGUCACUCCACGAGCAGAAUGCAGAAGUUUUCUCGGCGGUUCUACUCACCAAACUACUCGAUCAUCUGGAAAGCAACAUUCUGUCACCAUACCACCCUGUGCGGCUGCUGACGCUGCACGUCUUGUCGCUGUUCGAGACGGCGUCGUCAGGCGCUGCCGCCGGCUGCGGGCUGAGCGACUGGACGCUGUUCAGCGUCUCUCUCGCGGCCGAGCGGACCCCGGCCUCAGUGCACGACUAUCGCGAGAAGCUGCAGCACGCCAGCAAGCUGGGCUUCGAGAGCACGCGCGACGCCUUGCUCCGCAACCCUCGCUGUAGCAAGGUGCCCCUAAAGUUCCUGCUGGGGUCGCUGUACGUGAACUUCCAGCUUCUGUGGGAGCCGCUGACCAAGCUGGUAGUCUCUCAUGCCCACGGCAUGCCCCCGGGAGACUUCUGGGAGGUGUUCCUGGGGCAGCUUGCGGUGUCCGCGGAGCUCGCGAGGGCCAAGAGCGGGGAGCUGCCUCAAGUGGCCGACGACUUUGGGUGGGAUGUGCUGGAUGAAUUGUUCAAUAAGCUGCAAGACACGGAGGAGAAACCAGACCACACGAACUACAGAAUACUGCUGUGGAAGGCGAUGGCAGAUUUCUCUGACGUGUCCGAGCCCAGGAACAGAGAUUUCGUUCCGUUAUUCAUCUCUUACUUGGAGAACGAGUAUCUCAAGAGCAAUGCGGAGCUGGCCAGCAUGUGGAACAUAAAGCAAAACGUCAUUGACUCUGUCCGCGACGCGGUCGAGGACGAAGCCAUGGAGCAGGAGCAAGAUGGGGAAGACGAAGAACUGGCGGAGAUCAAGCAGCAGCUGUUGUUCCAGCCGCCCCCACCACAAUCCCGUUCCCACUCACGCUCGGGGCACAAAACCCUCCUUGCACACUUGACCAUUUUCACGAAAAUCAAAAACCCAAAAGCAAUGUUCAAGGAGAUGGAGCUUUUGAAAAUCUUCAGCGAUUUUCUUUCUCACAAAGCUCCCGACGUGCAGAAAAUGGCAUUGGAUUACGUGCUGGCGUACAGAGAUAAGGGUGUCAUGCCCUACCAGGAACAUCUGUAUGCUCUUAUCGAUGAUAAGACUUUCAAGAACGAGAUCACCAUGUUCAGGAUAGAGUCUGAGGGCAAAGUGAUUCAAGACCACGACCGGUCCGCUGUGAUGCCUGUUAUUCUGAGGAUCGUGUACGGCAAGAUGCUGGCCAGGUCCGCCAAGGGCAAGGCCGCGGGACAGUGGAAGCGCUCGCUGGUCAUGAGGUUCCUGGCCGGCUGCCGCGAGGAGGAGCUCAUGGCGUUCGUCGAGAUGACCUUCAAGCUCUUCACCAAGCACAUCCGAGACGACCCGGUGGCCCUGGUGGAUGGAGUGCUGGCGUCGCUGGAUCUGGAGCGGGUGGUCCCUCCGAGGCGCCUGCAGAGCGCCGUCAACAUGGCGCUGGUGGUGCUGCAGCAGUUGGGCAGCCUGAUGGGCGCCCGCCUCCAGGCCUUCCUGCUGCGAGUGCUGCUGUGCAUCGGGGCCUUAGUCGCGGGGGUGCUUCGUCACAGGGAUCAGAUCCACGCUGGCUACCUCAAUUCGUUCCGGACCCUGCGCAACUCCUGCCUGGACGCGGUCUCCAAGUUCUUUGCCCGCUUCGAAGCGUAUGCUUGGAGCGAGGGGGAGGUGGACGCCUUGUUCCACGUUUUCGUCUGGCCGUGGUUGGAGAAGCUGCCCUCGGAGGGAGCGUACAGUCCCACCGCCCUCCUCAGGCUCCUGGCGACGUGGUGCAGCAACCCAAGGUAUUUCCUCUUCCUGGCGAAGCACCGCGAGGACGCCGAGGCGUGCUCGCCGCUGCCGUGCGUGAUGCAGCUGCUGCGGGGCCCUAGGACGCGCCCCUCCGUGACGCACCUCAUCGUGGACAUGCUGGGGAACCUGCUGACGCUCCAGGAGCCCGAGGAGCGCGGGCAGGCCGCCCCCAUCGCCGUGAACCACGUGCGAGUGGUCGGCAGCGAGGUGGAGGAGGAACUCUCACUGACGGAGGGGCUGAACCUGGGGAGCCGCCUGCUGCUGCCACACGUGGACGACAUCCUCUCGCACCUGCAGCGCCGGCUGGCGGCGGCCGCGGUCCGCUCCAAGGGCCUGGCCCCGCGGGAGCUGGGCGUGCUGGCGCGGACGUCGGAGCUGGUGCGCGACGGCGCGCAGUGCGGCAUGCUGGCCGACCUGCUGCUGCCCGUGCUGGCGCGGCGCGCCGGCGCCGGGGAGCAGGUCGUGGGCGACCUGGUGGCCUCGCUCGCCCACCUGCUGCCCCGGGUCGAACGGCCCGACAAGUACUUCAGGUCGCUGGCGCCGCUGUUCGGGGCAGUGGGCCACGUCGGGCCCAGGAAGAUGCUGUGCCGGAUGCUGGAGCAGGCGUCGGGGAGCGUGGCGCCCGAGCGCCGGGAGCAGGCACGGCUGGCCGCCGAGCUGGCGGCAGGGCUGAACGCCUUCGACGCCCGCUGGGUCGAGCAGCCGGACUUCGACCGCCGCCUCGACGCCUUCCGCGGGGUCCACGCCGCGCUGGCUGACGGGCGGGUCGACGCCGACCUGGGCGCGCUCGUCAUCCACAACUGCUUCUACUUCCUCAAGAAGGAAACGGACCUGUCGCUGCGGGACUCGGCGGGGCUGUGCCUGCGCAAGGUGGCGCCGGCCGUCUGCAACAAGUUCAGGGACGACGCCGCGACCAGGGAGUUCCUGGUGGACGGGACGGUCCUGACGCUGGUGCGGGCCGGGAUCGGCGACCGCAGCGAGACCGUCCAGUACGAGGCCAUCGCGUUGCUCGGCGAGAUGGCGCGAGAGUGCGGGGACCUGCACCCAGUGCUGAGAGACCUGUCGAAGCUUGCGGACAAGGCUGACCCGGAGGUGGACUUCUUCGAGAACCUGCAGCACUUGCAGUCGCACCGGAAGACGAGGGCCCUUCUCAAGUUCUGCCACGUCGCGGGCGGUCUCGACAAGCCACCCAGCCCCCGGACGCUCACCCAGUUUGUCCUGCCGCUGGCAUCGCGGUUCCUCCUGAGCGACAAGUACGCCACCAAGAACAGCAUCGUUGAUGCUGCAAUCCAGACGGUCGGCACCGUUUGCCGCCUCCUGCCUUGGCACCAGUACGAAACGAUCCUGAAGUACUACCUCACGAAGCUGAGGAGUUCCGGGGAACACCAGAAGCAGCUGAUCAGGAUCGUGGUGGCGGUGCUCGACGCCUUCCACUUCGACCUGUCCCGGGCGCGGGCCGCGGAGGGGAAGCACGGGACGAUCGAGACCGCCCGCGCGGAGGCCCGGCCCGGGGCGGAGCCUGCGGAGGACGUCGACGCGGCAGCGGAGGAGCUGGCGGACGAGGAGAAGCUGAAGAGUGCCUUGGAGGAGCCUCCGCCGCCAGAAGAGGCCUCGGAGGAGGUGGUCAAGGCGGAGGGCGCGGAGCCCCGGGAGCCGGCCAUCGCCCGGCAGACGACGCUCGCCCGUUCGACGGCGGCGCGGGCGGUGCGGGCCAUCGCUACGGGCCUCCUGCCGCAGCUGCAGCGCUGCCUGGCCCAGCGCACCCAGGCCGACACAGCGCACAAGGUCAACCGGCGGCUUGCGGGGCCCGACAGGGAUGAGGAGGACAUCCUCAGGGUCCCGGUGUCCCUGGCUGUCGUGAAGCUGCUCCAGAGGCUGCCCGGCCACAUGAUGGACAACUGCCUGCCGGGGGUCAUCUCGAAGCUGUGCUCGUUCCUGAAGUCACGCAUGGACAGCGUGCGGCGCAUCACCCGCGACACCAUGCAGAAGAUCGUGGUCGCGCUGGGGCCCGCUCACCUGGGCGCGGUGGUGCGCGAGAUGGCCGCCCUCCUCACCAAGGGCUUCCAGGUGCACGUGCUGGCGUUCACGGUCCACGCCGUCCUGUCGGCGCUGAAGGGCGCCUACGGGCGCGGCGACGUUGACUCCUGCCUGCAGGACGUCCUGGAGGUCUGCAAGAAAGAUCUAUUUGGUGCUGUAGCUGAAGAGAAGGAUGUGGCUCAGAUUGUCAACAAAACAAGUGAAGCCAGGUCCACAAAGAGCUAUGACAUUUUCGGCAUAUUAGCGCAGCACAUAUCUGAGAACUGCUUCACGGAUCUGCUGAUGCCUCUGAAAGAGGUGCUCUCCUUGUCUUUCUCGCACAAAGUGGUCUCCAAAGUCCAGGAAUGCCUGCGCCACGUGGUCGCGGGCCUGGUGGAGAACCCCUUCGUUCCAGUCGAGUCCGUGGUGAUAUUCAUGUACGGGGUGGCCUCCGAGACGGUCCCGGAGCUGGCGAUGGCUCCAAACGCGCCGAAGCAGGCGUCCGGGAAGGAGGGUCGCCGGCUCGAGGAGCGGACGGACAGCUUCAUCAUCCGGCCGGCCCCGAGGAGCCGGCACGGCGCGGCCGGCGCCGUCGCGAGGAGCUCGGCCCGCACCAACGCCCACGUCCUGGUGGAGUUCGGGCUGCAGCUGCUCCACGCCCUGCUCAGGAAGGAGAAGCUCCGCCCCGGUGACCACAAGGCCCUCGUCGACCCGGUCGUCCCCGUCCUGUGCAGGUGCUUGGAGGGCAAGCACGUCAAGUUGACGAUGCUGUCCCUGCAGUGCUUCCGCUGGGUUCUGAAGAUGGACCUCCCGUCGAUGAAGGCGAACGUCGGCAAAGUAGCCGAUGGCUUGUUCGGUAUACUGCACAAGUAUGCUGUUGCGGGACUCAGUAAGGGAGACAAUUUCACCCUUGUGGUUUCCGCGUUCAAGGCGGUGACGGUGCUGGUGAGGGACGCCCGCCACCACAGCAUCAGCACGGACCAGCUGAAGGCGCUGCUGCUGUACGCGGAGCGGGACCUGCACGACCACGGCCGCCAGGCCACGGCCUUCUCCCUGCUCAAGGCCGUGCUGGCCCGCAGGCUGGUGGCCCCCGAGAUGCACGCCGUCAUGGGCAAGGUGGCCGCGCUCAGCGUCACCUCGGAGGCGGGCCACGUCCGCCUGCUGGCUCGACAGGUGUUCCACCAAUUCCUGAUGGACUAUCCUCUCGGCAAGAAAUUGGAACAACAUCUCACGUUCUACAUCUCCCAGUUGAACUACGAGCUACAACCAGGACGAGAAUCCGCGUUGGACAUGAUGCAUAAUGUCAUCAAUACCUUCCCACUGCCAGUCCUGACGAAGCAUAGCGGUCUCUUCUUCGUCACGAUCGGCGCCCGGCUGGUGAACGACGAUGCCCCUGAGUGCAGGAAGAUGGCGGCGCAGUGCGUAAAGUCCCUGCUGUUGCGGCUCGGCGGGAACGCCCGCAACAAGCUCUUCGACAUUGUGCUUCUUUGGCUGGAGGACAAGAAGGUGGGGCACCGUCAGCUGGGGGCCCAGCUGCUCGGGGUGUUCGCGGAGGCGGAGAAGGAAGCCCUGGAGGGCCGCCUGGCGGGCGUCGUGCCUGCCCUGCUGGACCAGUUCGGGCGGGCGCCGCCUGGCGCGCCGGGUCGGUUCGUCCGGGCGGCCGGCGUGCCCACGGCCGAGGGCGACGAGGACGAGCGCUCCAGGGACCAUCUGCUGUUCCAGGCCCUCAGGACCUUCACCAAGAUCUGCGAGCACUGCCCCGCCUUCCUGAAGCGGCCGGAGUGGACGGAGCACGUCUGUCAGCUGGCCGACAGCGCCCAGUCGUUCCUGGGCCACCCGCACGAGUGGGUGCGUCUGGCGGCCGCCCAGGCGCUGGGGCACGUGUUCGGGUCCUUGGACCCCGCGGCGGUGGCGGCGCGGCCCCCCGCCGGCGGCCUGGCGGGGCAGACCAGGGGUCGGCUGCGCGGCCUCGUGCUGGACCUGUGCGCCGUGCUCCAGUGGGAGAGCUCGGCCCCGGAGCUCUGCGACCAGGUCAUCAAGAACCUGGUCUUCUUGGGUCGUGUGCUGAUGGAGUUGCCCGAGAACCACGAGAAGGACGACCCGGGGGAAGCGGAGGAGAACGAAGCGGCAGACGAGGAAGAUGAGACUAAGAACGACUCAAAGGUUUCUCUUCCGUGGAUGAUCCGACAGAUGAGGCGCAUCGUCAACAAGGAAAUCAUUCACAACCCAAAAUCCGAAGUGCUGCGGACCUCGGCGUUCAAGUGGCUGGGGGCCAUGGCGGUGGCCCUCGACCGGGACCGCCUGCGGGCCCUGCUGCCCCUGCUGCUGCCCCCGCUGGUGCGGGAGCUGUCCGGCGAGGACGACGACGCCCGCCCGCGGCUGCGCCGGCUCGCCCGGGAGGUGGCCGGCGUGGCCAGGCAGCGCGCCGGCUCCGAGCAGUACGCGCUCCACGCGGCGCGGCUCCAGCGCCGGCUGGCCGCCCGCAGGCUCGAGAAGAAGAAGGCGCGCGUGCAGUUGGUAAUCACAGAUCCAGAGAAAGCUGCCAAACGGAAGAUACAGAAACAGUUGAAGAAGAAACACGACAAGAAAAUAAAAAUGGAGAUUCUGAAAGGCCGUAAACCAGGCAAAAGAAAGCUUACGCGAUCACUCGACAUUGACGAAACAUGAUUUUUCAUAUUUCAUUUGUAAAAAUGUAAAUAAUUUUUAUCAAUAAAUUUACAAUUUAAAAGAUGAA